Messenger RNA from Eurytemora carolleeae, 11422 nucleotides. It is a transcript of the gene bchs, whose product is annotated as WD repeat and FYVE domain-containing protein 3. The transcript has 16 exons. Bases 36 to 10454 code for a protein of 3472 amino acids. Lineage: Eukaryota; Metazoa; Arthropoda; Copepoda; Calanoida; Temoridae. The record is from RefSeq and is a predicted model, not a curated record. Gene Ontology annotation, molecular function: protein binding; metal ion binding.
UCUAAUUUUUAUACUUUCAGACAAAUGGUGACAACAUGAAUAUAAUGCGAAAGUUCCUGGGGGGGUCAGGAGCAGGAGGACAGACACCCGGAGAAGAGAACCAGGACGGAUACAGACCGGAGCAAGAACUGCUUGGUUUAAACCAUCUGAAGAAACUGUAUAUUGAAUUCUCCAACCCUACACAUCCUUUAACAUCCCCGGAGCGUGAAACCCGUCUUUACGCUAUGCUUCCUCUCUUUUGUAAGAUAUUUAAUUCGGUUCCUCCGAGAGUUAUCCCGGAGAAAUUUCCAGAUACAAACGCGUUCGCACAGGCAGCAUCCAAACUACUAGUCACAGAGGUUCGGCGACGAGCGUCUAACGAAUCUACCGAGGCCGCUGCUAGUGGUAUUGCUACCUUCCUGGAGCUAGAUGGUAACGAGGAGACUAGUCAGGGCUGGAUGCUCAUCUCAACCCUCAACCUUCUAGCAGCAGCGGGAGAAAACUUAGUAGAGGUGAUGACAGCAGCCAGUGUACCCUCGACCCUAGUCAAAUGUUUAUACCUGUUUUUCGACCUCCCGGAGCUAGAUGAAACCUCAAGUAAGAACUCGGAGAGUGAGACGGAGUUCACACUCCGGGAAAAGAGGAUUCUUCUACAGAAAAUGUUUCUCCAGAUCCUGAUGCGGUUGUGUUCUCAUAUCUCCGCAGUAGAAGAACUGGCGAGGAAGGAUGAUCUAACUCUUCUCUUCUCCGCUAUCAGCUCCGUCUGCCCAGCUCAUAAUAUGAUCUGGAGGAAAACCUCAAGUGAUAUUCUUCUAACCGUCUCCAGACAUUCUCUCUCCCAGCCCGUGAUCUCAUAUCUUCAUAACAAGGGUUGUAUAGCUCUAUGUGUGGAGAAUAUGCAGAAGGUUUACUGUGACGGACCUGAUCCAACCCCUGAAGCUACUCCGCUAGAGAUGGUGGAGAUGUUUGUAUCUCUCUUCUGCUUCCUCAAGGAUUCCUCCACUGUGUCCCCAACACUGUUGGAUGAUUUCAGAACGUGUCAAGGAUACAUUUUUCUCUCCGAGUUUCUUCUGAGAAUGGAGAAGGACUCCGACCCUGAGUCAAGCGAGGCUGUGAGGAACCUGGUUUUACUGGUCGCUAGCCUCACGUUCUGCGGACACACGGAGCUACCACCUCCUUCAACCGUAGUCUGCUCCUCCCUUUACCAACUACCAGACUUCGAGACUCCGAUACCAGAAAACAGAGGAUCUACUGUUAGAAACAUACACGCCUUCCAGGUUCUACAAUCAGUUUUCCUGAAAUGUGAGAGCUCCGGGUUGGGUGGAACUAUCCUGGACGCGAUCUCAACCAUUUAUCAUGGAGAUGGCGCUAACUACUUCCUUCUCCAGAACCAGCACACCUUGAGUCAGGCAGCUGAGAAGAUAGCCCUAAAACCAAGUAUAGUUCAGGAGAAAUUUUUCCAACUGAUUGAGUUCCUAGUUCACCAUCUUCAUUAUAUUCCAACUAAAGAAUUAAUAGCUAUAAGCCUGAUCCUGAAGAGUAAGAAGAACCUGGACUGCUGUAUGCUGGCAGUGCAGUCUCUCAUCUCUAUAAUCAAGUUCGACAAUAUUUUCAAGGAUGUUUUCAGAGAAGUUGGAAUGGUUGAGGUUUUGGUUUGUUGUCUUUCUCUCUACACCAACUAUUUAUCAUCAGAGGAUAAUUACACUCAGGCUGUAUAUCAACCGAGUAUGGUUCCUCUUGGAGAAAUGGUUAUCAUUGCCCUCACGGAGUUGUUAACUGGUUGUCCUCAGAACGCUGGAGUUUUCCGUGAACUGGGUGGAUUCAACCUAGCUGCAGCUCUCAUGCACCACCUGGAGACUCGGGAUAGCGGGUUAAGUAUGCUCCAGCAGCUGAUUAUCAGUGCUGGUCCUGGAGGAGAGGAGGAUAUGACAGGACUCCUUGAACUCCUACAUAACACUGGUACCACAGACCUGGAGCUGAGAGCGUCCAUUAUCAAGUGUCUGGUUGGGUGCCUCAAGGAGUCUCAUAGGUGUAGAACAGUGUUUAGGAGAAUAGGAGGGUUCGUAUACAUCAUGUCAAUCCUGAUCAGCCUAGAGGGUAGUUUAGACACCUCGGAGAAUAUCCAGGAUGGACCCUGGAAGGAUAUUGAUAGAAAGAAUGUCUAUGUUCUUUUGAAAGAUAUAUUUACAAGUCUUGCUGUUGCUAUGCGCUACGAACCGGCCAAUGCCAAAUUUUUCCACGAGGAAAUAUCUCAAUCUAGUCUCUCUGAGUCCCUUCUUCUCCUGGGAUGCUUCUCGGAUGAAAGUUCUUUUCAAUCCUUCUCUAGUAGCCCUGAUCCAACAGCUAUCAAUACAUUUCAGUUGAUAUUCUCUUCAUUGCAUCCUGACAAAGAGAACUCUGAUUCUAUUUCUCCGAGACAUGAGUCCUGCUGUGUGAUAUUAAAACUUCUCUAUGAUCUCGCAGUGGAUAAUUACAAGGUGAGAGCAAAAUUAAGUUCUUCGUCCUCUUCAGUCAAAUCCCAUUGUUCAGCAAACCAGGAUUCUCAGGACAGUACUCCAGGAACCCCAAACCAGAAAAAGAAGAUAAGCUCUUUGAACUUGUUCCCGAAACAACCGGAACCUAUCCUUGUUCAUCCAGGCGCUGUCUCAACCAUGUUUAAACUGAUACCAUUCCUUUAUCACUUGGAAGAUAAAAACAUGUCAGAAAAUAUUCAACUCUUUGCCGCAGAGACGGUUAAAUCUCUGCUUAGAUGUGAGAAAAAUCAACAGAUAAUGUGCGAGGCAGGUUUUAUGAGUGAGAUAUUAAAACAAUCUGGCGCUAUAUUGGAGAAUGAAUCUCACACCCUGCAUUCUACCUUUCAAUAUUUGUUGGAGAGAUUAGCAGCUCAGAAGCUUACUCCUCAAGAUUUAAGGAGUUUCCUACGACUUGGAUAUCCUUUGGCCUGUCUUUCCACAGAGGAAGCGGAUAAAAUGUACCUUGAGCUCCCAGCCAAUCAAAAACCAUUUGGAGGAUUUGUUCCUUUGACCAGAAUCAAAACCUUAGUCUCCAUGACCUCUGCAAAGGAUCUUCAUAUACAAAACAAUUCCAUUCUUCCACCAUUUGUUGAGUUUGAUAUGUCCUCUGAAGGUUUUGGAUGUCUUUAUAUCCCCAGCUUGUGUCCUCAGUCUGCGUCCUCCCCUGGACUCGGAGGAGUUAAUUCCCUAGGAUCUCAGGAUCCAACCGUUCUCGGGGGAAUAGGGUUAGGAGAGAGAGCAUUCCCACCUCAACAAGGACUAACCUUCUCAACCUGGAUCUGUAUUGAUAAGUUUAGUGAUCCCCGAGCUGAUCCUCAUCCUGUCAGAUUAUUAACGAUUGUUAGAAAUGUAAAAUCUGUUCCUGAAUCCAACCUAGUCUGUCUCUCUAUAGUUCUCUCCACCAGGGACAAGGCUAUAGUUGUGAGUGUACAGGAAUCUACAGCUGAGCAGUCCAGUGAUUGGCAACCAGAGUUUAACGGAGAAUGGGGAACCAGGGUUUGGUUUCCAGAUAUAAUGAAAGAAGGAGAAUGGCAUCAUCUUGUGUUUGUAUUGAGCCGACAAACCAUGAAGAACUCAAUGCUAACCAUGUCAGUUAACGGUGUUCAAGUUGCUCACACUAAGAUGCAUUAUAUGAAUCAGAACCCUGGUGGAGCUACAGCCAGUGUAAAUGCAUUUUCCGUGUUUGGAUGGAUUGGAACCCCUCCGGCCUGGAGGAGACAGUCUAGACUCUGCUGGAAGCAAGGGCCCUGUCUUCUCCUAGAAGAUGUUAUUAGUCCCAAUCUGGCAAGUAUUCUCUACAGACUAGGACCUCAUUACCUGGGUUCUCUCCAGGCUCCACAGAUCACAUCUUCACAUGAAGUUCUCACAUCACAAAUAUCAGAGGAUAAAGUUAUCCUAGGUCUCAACUCUGUAGCAGUCACGGAGAUGACGCUGUCCAGAAUUAGAAAGGUUUACAGUAAAGUAGACAACAAGAGUAUUGCUAAACAGUUGGGAAUGACAGCUCAUGAGAACGCAACUCCUAUCAGAGUUCUUCACAAUUCCUGCGAACACCUCUCCGGUCCUGCUCGACCACUAGGCGGAGUUGUGAUUGGUUAUCUAGGAGUCCGGGUCUUCACACCACAACCUGUUUCUAAAACAAUCCAAACUGUUGGAGGAUGCAGUGUACUCCUGGGUUUGAUAGCAAUGGCACGGGACGAAGAAAGUUUAUAUGCUGGAGUUAAAGCAUUGGUUUGUGUCCUAAAGAGUAAUCCAUUCUCUAGAACUGAGAUGGAAGAUGGCAAUGGAUAUCAGAGCAUGGCCAUGCUCCUACGUAAAAAAUCUUCAUUCUUGAAUUCUAACAUUUUGCAUUUAAUAUUUACACUGGUUGGAACAAUUGACACACACAAAGAUAAUUCAGGGAUACCAAACCUUUCCGCAUUUCGAGAUCUUCUCUGUGAUCUAGAACUAUGGCACCAGGCUCCCUCAGAGGUGGAGAAAUCUUUAUUCGAACAUUUCUUCGAACUUCUCUCCGACACCGGUCUACAGAGAAACAGUUCGAAUAUUAAGCUCCUACGAGAGUGCCACCUAGUGGAGAAACUUUUAGUUAUUCUAAAGAAAUCUAAAGGAUCCUCCACAACUACUCUGACCUUGCUAAACGUCCUUCAUGCUCUACUCUGCACCUCUCCUAGAGUAACCGAUGUUUUAUGUUUCACCCAAUUUACUGCUGCUACUAUACUUACAAGUCUAGAGGAUGAAAAGAUUAUUGUUCUUAUUCCUGGAUCUGAUGGAACUGAAUGUAAACAUGAAGAGAACUCGGAACUAUCCGUAGAAGAAUCCAAGAUAAUUCUGAGGAACCGAUGUCUUAAACUUUUCUUUUCUCUCCUCUACAUGGGGAAGAAGAUUAACCAGAAAUUUUGUGAGGAGAUCAUGGGGAUUGUAGGGUUCGAUUGGGUUCUUCUUUUUCUCCAAGCCCGUCUCCACACCACCACUGUAGUCUGGGCUCUCCGGAUCCUUAUGACGUUGAUCUCCAUCCCAACCCUCCUGGAGAAGUUCCGAGAAGGUUCCUGUAAUGGAGGAUGGAUUAUGAAAUCUGAACUCAUCCUGCAAAAUAAGAUGGGAGCAGCUCUGGGUCAAACCUCCAACUCCUCGAAGGUUAAACAAAUGAGAAUCCGUCAGGAUAUAUUUAGUAUCCCUGGAUUCCAACUCUUUAACUGGUUGAUGCCUCUGCACAUCUCUAUACCAGAGGUUUAUUAUCUUCUGCUAGCUAUGGUGCUAGGUCAACCUGUUAAAACUCUUCCUAGUUCAGCUACACUAGAUCUAGACUCUGUAUAUAAUUAUAUAUUCGGAGCUAGUUCCGCCGAGGUUCUCAAUAGUGAUCUUUCAUCCCGAGCCACGGUUUGCGGAGAAGCAAUGGUUACAGUUCUCUGCAUGGUGAGAACGAUGUUAAAUGAUGAAACAAAAUCUCCUGAUAAACUUCCAGAAUGGAUGAAGGAAUACCCUGUAACUUUGACCCAGUUUUUAUUCUACCUGUACCAUAAUGUUCACGAGUUUAUGCACGUGUUCAUGGGAAGCAAUGUUCUCACAGCUCUAGCAGGAACUAUCUUCCCUGAGAUCAGUUCAGGGUCGGAUACAACCAGUUCAUCUCCAACAGGUUCUCCAGCUAGGGAGAUAGAUAUAGAGAGACCAGUUGUUCUCCACCUACCUUCACAGGAUGAUUCUUUAACCAACCAUCCCGCGAAGAGGAACGUGAUGAACUUUCUCCGAGUUCUGGUUGUGGAUAGUUUAUCCCUAGCUCCUGCUCCUAAACAACCUCCUGUUAUUGAUUCGCUGCUGGAUGCACAGCCUGAUAACUCAUCUCCCUCCCAGCAGAACAGGUUCCAGACAGAUUUACUGACAAUGAUAAUGGAUCAUCUAGUAGCUGCAGAUAUACUUAUCGGAGAACAAGCAGCUCUCCCAAUAGUUCCAGGUGGUUCCUCGCACCAUAUAGCUGGAAAUGUGUUCUACCUGGCCGCGAGGCUUGUGGAUAAACUAUGGCAAGGAGUAUUCAAGAAAGACGCAAACGAGGUUUUCCAAUUUAUCCUCAACCUCAUAGCUCAGGCGAAGAGAAGGAGUGGAACCUCCGUCCUCUCCCUAGAGGGUAUAUUUAGAUGUUUGAACAGAACUGUUCUCUAUAUGCUCUCUAGACCUGUCAGAUCUGUUCAGGAUCAGAUCUCCGUGAUGGACGUGUUCCACAAACUCAUCACAAACAGAGCUGUGCUCUUCGGUCGGGAUAAUCCCGAGGUAGAAUUCUUCGGUUGUUUGACCUUCUGCCUUCUCCAGCUGACAGACGGACUAGAGGUUCCACUUCACGGAGAUUCUGCUAGAACACAGUGGCACGUAUCCUCAGUAGAUGAUCUAGAUAGUCCGGAGGGAAUUAAUAAACUUCAAGGAAAGAAUCUCUUGAUCACCUCCGCAAACAAGGUUUGGGAAGAACUGUUUUUUAACAAAAAGUCCGCCAUUGAGGAGGUAACAAGGGUUUCAUUUCCGUAUGGAAAUAAAACCCCGAGCCUGGAAAGCGUGAGGGACUUGUUACAUCAGCCUUCGCACAAGGUUUGGAACCAGUAUAUUGAGAUGGAACGGAAAGCUUGCUACCAGAGAAUUCCAGCCUGGGAGAUACAUACUCAUAUACAGAGCAGGAUACAGAAGGUUGCUGGAGGACUGACUGGAGGAUUAAAACGGCUGACCUCUGUCUCCGGACCCAGCAAAGCAAAGAAGGAAGAAGAGAAGAAGAUUGAACUUUCCAACCUUCAGUUCUCCGAGGUAGAAGCAGCAGUUCUAAACCAGAUAACCAUAGUAUCUGAGGUGGUAGAACAGCACGAGACACAGAGAAAGCAGACGGAGCAGCAUAUGCUGACAUACUCGGAGGAGGAAUGGUUGAAUACUGAAGCACAGCUGACAAGGGAGAGAGGAGUAUGGGGACCAAUACAAGAAGGAAAUCUCAUGAAGUGGCAGUUAGAUGUUACAGAGGGACCCUUCAGGAUGAGAAAACGAAUGGUUCGGGAUGAAUAUUUCUACUACAGGUAUCCCUACAGGUCGGAUAAGAACGGAGAAAAACCACAUAAGUAUAAGAGACCGACAAGCCAUGACAGUAAACUCUGGUUUGAAGAGCAUCACAACAGAGCACUGUUUGAACGGGAAGAGCGAGCUAUGGAGCUGGAUUAUGAUGAUUGUGAUAUUGCUGUUAAUGAUAAAUCGGAAGGAUUGACAAUUGAUGAGCAGAUGAGAGAGAUUGGGUUCAAGGGACUGAAAUGUGCUCCGAAGGACCUGGAUCUGGAUGGUAAUGAAGGGGACGGAGAGGAACCUAUUGAGACCGAGGAUACCAAGGACAGUUUAUCAAGGACGGAGGAAGAGGAUAAGACGGAUCCCUACUCCUCUCCAGCUAUGGAAGAAUUCUCCUCAGCCUACCAGACUGUGAUGAGACUACUUGAAAACGGAGAGAGAAUUCACUCUAUGUACAGGUGUGCUCGGAUACAGGGUUUAGAUAUAAUGGAGGGAUUGCUUCUCUUCGGCAAAGAACAUUUUUAUGUGAUAGACGGAUUUACAAUUGUAAACCAGAGGGAGGUUCAUGAUAUUGAUUUCAUUCCUGCUAAUCAGUAUGAUUCUAUAAUACCCUGUGUACCAGGGCAAGUUCCUAAAAUUAAACCAAAGAGACAUGUUUCAAAAUUUGCAUUUGAUGACGUUAAAGAAGUUCACAAGAGAAGAUAUUUGUUACAACCUAUUGCUAUUGAAGUAUUCUCAAAGAACGGGCAGAACUACUUGCUAGCGUUCCAGCGACAGAAUAGAGGGAAAGUGUAUCAGAAGUUCUGUAUUAUUGCCUCAAAUAUUUUGGAAAACGCAGCUCAAUCUGUCUCUGGUCAAGGUAGAACUGCUAACGUGGAACAAGCUACCGGUUUAUUCUCAACCCUCAUUGGAGAAACAUCGGUCACACAGCGCUGGGUUCGAGGAGAAAUAUCAAACUUUCAGUAUUUAAUGAGUUUAAACACCUUGGCGGGAAGAUCUUACAAUGAUCUGAUGCAGUAUCCUGUGUUUCCAUGGAUCCUAGCGGACUAUUCUAGCGAGGACCUGGAUUUAACAAAUCCGAAAACAUUCCGAGAUCUCUCCAAACCCAUGGGAGCUCAGACAAUAUCCCGGUUGGAUCAGUUCAGGAAGAGAUAUAAAGAAUGGGAUGAUGCUGGGACGGAUACUCCGCCCUACCACUAUGGUACACACUACUCCUCCGCUAUGAUAGUCUCAUCUUACAUGGUUAGGUUGGAACCCUUCACCCAGCACUUUCUCCACCUUCAGGGCGGACACUUCGACUUGGCGGACCGGAUGUUUCAUUCUAUAGCAGAGGCGUGGGAAUCUUCCAGUAAAAAUAAUAUGGCGGAUGUCCGAGAACUUAUUCCUGAGUUUUUCUACCUUCCGGAUUUUCUGGCAAACAGAAAUAAUUUCGACUUCGGGAUGAAACAGAGCGGAGAGAGUUUACAUGAUGUUAUUCUUCCAGCUUGGGCUAAAAACGAUCCCAAGGAGUUUAUUCGGGUUCAUAGAGAAGCUCUUGAAUCUGAUUAUGUUUCUGCAAAUCUGCAUAAAUGGAUAGAUCUGAUAUUUGGAUUCAGGCAGCAGGGAGAACCAGCGGCUGAAAGCUCGAACGUCUUUCAUCAUCUGUUCUACGAAGGAAACGUGGAUAUAUUCUGUAUAGAUGAUCCACUCCAGAGAAAUGCAACCAUUGGAUUUAUAAACAACUUUGGACAGAUCCCCAAACAACUUUUUAAAAAAGCGCAUCCAGCCAAGAAAGUUUUAUCUAAAAACACGGGUGUGGAAGUUUCAGGUUCCAGCUUAAACUCAAAAAUAUUUUUCCACAAUUUAUCCAACCUGCGACCCAGUAUGGUUCCCAUCAAGGAGCUAAAGGGGCCCGUUGGAGAAAUCUAUCCUACAGAGAGAAUGGUUUAUGCAGUGGAGCAGAACAAGGUUAUAGUUCCCGGCAACUCCAACCGCUACCUAGCCUGGGGGUUUGCAGAUCAAAGUUUCCGUCUUGGCAACUAUGAUACUGAGAAAGCUGUCUUUAUCUGUGAACCUAACUAUCUAGUUGGAGAGGUUCUAACCUGUGUGUGUCCCAACCCUAAACUAGUUCUCACCGCUGGAACCAGUACUGUAGUCUGUGUCUGGAUUUAUCACAAGAAGCUGAAACAGCUCCAUCUUCAACAUUCCCUGUACGGACACACUGAUGCUGUUACCUCACUAGCUGCUAGUCCUGGUUGGGGUGUAGCUGUAUCUGGUAGUAGAGAUACAACUGUUAUUAUCUGGGAUAUUGCCAGGUUCUCCUAUAUUAAAACAUUGUCCGGUCACGCUGGUCCAGUAGCAGCAGUUAAUAUUAAUGAGCUAAACGGUAAUAUUGUUACUUGUGCUUCAUCUAAAGUAUAUCUCUGGGAUGUGAAUGGAUUACCUGUUGCUAGUGUAGAAACAUCUCCUGGAGUUGAUAAGAAGUUAAAAUGUCAAAUCCUUUGUGUUGCCCAGAGUCAGAUGUAUGAAUGGGAUCGUCAGAAUGUAAUCCUGACUGGAGGUAGUGAUGGUGUAGUCAGGAUGUGGUCUCUUGAUUAUGUUGAGGUUCCCGUGCAAACUUCAGAAAUUCAAGAACCCGGAACCCCCGACUCCGACAGAACGAAUAUAUCAACGGUAACGGAGCUGGCGAAGAAGAUGUCCAUCUCCUUGUCCGGAGAUUGUCUGAGUAGUUUACGGGAUGCAGUAGCACGUCAUCACAAGGUUUCUCUGACCAGCGAGAGAUCUGUUGAGGAUCAAUCCUCAGAUACUGAGGACUGUGACGAGAUCACUGCUGAUAAACAUUCAGAUAUUGAUUGCUCCGACGGACCAUCUCCUGCUCCUGAACUAACGGUGGAUCCUCCAAGUCCAAUCAAAUCUACAAACGGAGUAGACACCGCAGCGUCAAACAAUGCUGAUCCUCCUGAGAUCAAUGUAACAUACCCCUCGGAUGAUAGUUUUGUAGUGGUUGAGGGUCCAGUGGAGGAAGGAGUAGAAGUUCUUGACUCAGGACCUGCCAUGAUGCCUGGAGACGGAUAUAUGUGGUCAAGGCAGCUAGUUUUCCGAGCUAAGCUAACUAUGCACACGGCAUUCGAGCGCAGUGAUAAUAGUGAACCUGCCGCUGUGACGGCUCUAGCUACCUCUAAGGAUCAUAAAACUCUGUAUGUGGGAGAUGAGAGAGGUCGAGUAUUCUCCUGGAUGGUUUCUAACAAACCAGGGAAAGGUUUAGUAGAUCACUGGAUGAAGGAUGAUGGAACAGACUCAUGUCAAGCUUGUGGAAUCAGGUUUACUAUGUAUGAGCGAAGACAUCACUGUAGGAACUGUGGAAAUCUUUUUUGUUCUUCCUGUUCCAGAUAUCAGGCCGAGAUACCUAGAUUGAAGAUACAUCAACCUGUUCGUGUUUGUAAACAUUGCCAUUCCUUGUCCUAAUCUUAUAUAUAUUCUACUCUUGUACCAUCUACUGUACACGCCAUAUCAUUAUUUAAUCUGUAACAUUCAUGCUUAUUGUCAAUCCUAGUCCUUUUAGUUCAAAUCCAUGUAUUGUACCGUGUGUUUUUACUGUACUGUCCAGACUUACUCCAUGCUGACGCUUUAAUAUUUGUUUAUUUGUUUACUAUGCACAUGGUACGUACAAUGUACACUAGUGUAUUAUAAACAUCUAUGCAUAUAUUAAUUAAACUAACAGACAAGACAGUUGAUGUCGUCUUUUCAAGAUUUGGGUGAACGCGUUUACAAUAACCCUGCGGCAGAAGCCCAGAGAAGUUUCGCGCAGUCGGCGUUAUUGUGGACGAGUCUGAUCCAAAUCUCGAAAAGACGACAUCUAGUGUCCUAUUUGUUAUUUAAUUAAUCUAUUCAUCUAUGUAUUACCUUAGUCAAAAGCUUGUUUUACCAACUUAAAUUUUCCAAGAUAUUUUGUAAUAUUAGAGUUGGGAAUUAAUGAAUUGGGAGAGAUAGUUUAACCACUGGUUCUAAAUAUGGUCCGUUGUUGUGCUUUCUAAAUGGACGUAGAUGUAAAGAAUACACACUUCGUUUUUAAAUAGAUAUCAAAGAGUUAUAAUGCUAAUUGGGAUAAUCUGUAGUUUAACUAAAUAUCUCUAUUCAUAAAUUCUCAGCUCCGACGCCGAGGUCUUUUUUUAAUCGCAACCCAAAAUAUCCAUCUGCCUGAGCUUAAAACUGGGAAUAUUAAAGUGCAUAAAGUUACAAAACUAUAUCCUCAAUUAAAUUUUAUCAUUUUUACUUAAAUUACAUGAUAUUAUUAAAAUCCUUGAAAAUUAUAUCUUGGGAUUUUUCUUGAAUUUUUGAUAAUUUGUCGUCAAACAUCUCAUGCUUUCAACACAUACCAGACAUACUGUUAAUAUUUAUUCUUAAAUAUAAAUCCUUUUUUAGGAUCAAACCAA